Messenger RNA from Nannospalax galili (Upper Galilee mountains blind mole rat), 1690 nucleotides. RefSeq names its product RRAD and GEM like GTPase 1 (gene Rem1). The coding region runs from base 357 to 1250 and encodes 297 amino acids. The transcript is spliced from 5 exons. Gene Ontology annotation, molecular function: GTPase activity; GTP binding; calcium channel regulator activity. The record is from RefSeq and is a predicted model, not a curated record. Gene Ontology annotation, biological process: negative regulation of high voltage-gated calcium channel activity. Gene Ontology annotation, cellular component: plasma membrane. NCBI's taxonomy places the organism in Eukaryota, Metazoa, Chordata, Mammalia, Rodentia, Spalacidae.
AGAGGGGUACAGGGAGCCUCGAACCUGCGUCCAAGGGGUGCAGGGCGGCAGACCUGGGGCCCCGAGGGUUGGAGAACCUCACACUAGGGAAGCUCAUCACCCCAGGACCUGGGACUUACAUCCAGGACCACGACCCGGUGGACCCAGCCAGCAAACCCCAACUCAAGGAGCUGAGGCUCCUCUUCCCAUUUUCCUCAAGAGGGACCCCUGGAGGAAAUCAUCUCCACAGCUCAUCAGGACCCAGAGAAGAAGGGACCUAAGCCACUGGCUUACUGCCCAGCCCCCUUGUUUGGGGAGAAGGAAGGAGUUAGCAAACAGCUAGCAAGCCUGUAAGAAGACAGACCUCCCCACCGAGAAUGACACUAAACACUCAGCAGGAAGCAAAGACCCCUCUUCGCAGGAGAGCCAGCACUCCACUACCCUUGUCAUCCCGGGGCCAGCAGCCUGGCCGCCUGUGUACUGCACCCACCUCUCAAUCCCAGCAUCCCCCACUAGGUCAGUCAGCAUCCCUCAACCCUCCCAUUCGGAAACCUUCCCCUGCCCAAGAUGGUUGGUCCUCUGAAUCCAGCGACUCUGAAGGCUCUUGGGAGGCCCUUUACCGUGUGGUGCUGCUCGGAGACCCGGGUGUAGGGAAGACCAGCCUGGCCAGCCUCUUUGCAGGAAGGCAAGAGCGGGACCUUCAAGAACAGCUGGGAGAUGUGUAUGAAAGAACACUCACGGUGGAUGGAGAGGAUGCCACGCUAGUAGUCAUGGACAUCUGGGAGGCAGAGAACCUGGAUGAAAGCUGGAGCCAGCAGCCGUGCCUGCAGGCGGGCAGUGCCUACGUCAUCGUAUACUCCAUAGCAGAUCGCCGCAGCUUCGAGAGCGCCUCCGAGCUCCGCAUCCAACUGAGGCGUGCGCAUCAGGCCGACCACGUGCCCAUCAUCCUUGUAGGCAACAAAGCUGACCUGGCCCGAUGCCGCGAAGUCUCGGUGGAAGAGGGCCGCGCCUGCGCAGUGGUGUUCGACUGCAAGUUCAUCGAGACUUCGGCAACCCUGCAGCACAAUGUGACCGAGCUCUUCGAAGGCGUGGUUCGCCAACUGCGCCUGCGCCGCCGAGACAGCUCGACCCCCGAGCCACCUGCACCGCGACAUCGGGCCAGCCUGGGCCAGCGCGCCCGUCGCUUCCUGGCACGCCUGACGGCCCGCAGCGCCCGUCGCCGGGCAUUGAAGGCCCGCUCCAAGUCCUGCCACAACCUGGCUGUACUCUGAGACCAGCACCUCCUGGGGAUGAUGGGACGCUGGGGUGCCACGAGGGUUAGCAGCGGGGGGUCACCUCAGGUCCACGGGAUGGACCUUGCUGCCUGUUACCCUGAUGGCCAGAGCAUCGCCCACAGCCAGAGCUUCCAAAACCCCUAAUCUCUGGAGAAGUGAUGGACAGACUAUGGGGCUAUAGGCCCAAUAUGGGAACAAGUAGGUGUUUUUUGUUUUUGUUUUUGUUUUUUACAGGGUGGGUGUCUUUUUGUAAAAAUCCUCCUUGUCCCUGGACUGUGGCCAACCCUCAGAAUGUCCCAGAGUAAACCAGUCCAGGGUAUCUUGUCUGAAGCCUAGACCUCUCUCUAAGCUUCUCCUCCCCCAACUACCCUGACUGUAGACUGAUUUGGCCUACUGGCCUAGAUGUCUUGACCUAUCAAUAAAGUCAGUGGACUCAA